AUGAAUGAUUACAAUAACACAUUUUUUGCCUGCAAUCCUUAUGAAGAUUUUUUUUUUAAUUCUUUUGACCACCAAAAUUUAAGGAGAUUUCCAGAUAACAUGACAUUUCAACCUAUGUACCAGAUUCCCGACAAUGAUUUGUUUUUAAACCAUUACCAGAUGAAUUCAUAUGAUUUCAUACAGGAUUAUCGAAUUUUCGAUAACCCUUAUUCAGAUUACAAUCAGCCUUUCAUCCAAUAUGAAAUUGCUCGUCAGCAAAUUCCUGUGACUUUGUACCAGCCUGAUGUCAGCGACUUGAGUCUUGCCAUUUCCAAUAAUUACAAGGAAGACAAUGUGCCUCAUCUAUUUACUGAACAGGCAACAGUAAAUGACGACAUGCUUCAAAGAAAGUCUUUGGUAGAAUUAGGAAACUAUUUCAAGACUAAAAGAAUGAACUUUGGUUACUCACAGUCCGAGAUGGCCAUUAUAAUGAAGAGAGGCGGGUUCCCCGUGUGUCAAACGACUAUAUGCAGAUUUGAGUUGGGUAAACUCCCAACUACUGCAAUGGAAAAUCUAAAAGAUUCUUUUUUGAUUGUUCUAGAAUCUCUGAAGAAAAACCCAAUUUCCAAGUCCCAAUUGAAUUCGCUCCCGAAAGCCAGAAAGAAACGAACAUGUUUUGAUAACAAAACCAUAGAAUACCUCGAAAAUAUUUUUUCAGUCAUCGUUCAGCCAAACAAAGAAGAAAUCGGGAAGAUUGUAGCAAAAACUGACUUGCCAGAAUCUGUAGUCCGGAACUGGUUUGGAAACAGAAGACAGAAAAAACGUCAAACUUUUUCUUCACAUGAUCUAUGA
Molecule: messenger RNA, 831 nt
Organism: Octopus sinensis (East Asian common octopus)
Lineage: Eukaryota; Metazoa; Mollusca; Cephalopoda; Octopoda; Octopodidae
Product: POU domain protein 1-like
Exons: 1
Coding region: 1-831 (276 amino acids)
Biological process (GO): regulation of transcription by RNA polymerase II
Molecular function (GO): RNA polymerase II cis-regulatory region sequence-specific DNA binding; DNA-binding transcription factor activity, RNA polymerase II-specific
Source: RefSeq, a predicted model, not a curated record